GCGGCAGUAGUUCUGGGGAUUUUGUUUUAGCCGGAUAAGUUGCUGAGGGGCUGCUCCGCGGGCCUAGCCUGGACGCCGACUCCCUGGGACUUAGCCCAGAUCCUCUGGAAGGCAGGCCAUUGAGGGUCCAGAGACGCCCAAGGCCUGGGAGAAGGGUGGGAUAUCAAUGUGGUCGCUACGGGUGUAUACCCGCAAAAAGCGGGCGGGUCAAAGGCUCAAUCUCACCCCGACGCCAGACCUAGGCUCUCCCGCGAAGGCAGAGUCCCCACCAGGUUCGAAGAGAAAAGGCAAGGCGCAUGGGUUGCCUAACAUUGCAGAGAAAACAGAGCGGAGCAGCCGGGGAGGUAGCAGCUCUGGGCCGCCCAGCCCUCGUUUAAGAGUUACAGGAGAGAAAAGCCUACAAGAAAAUAGGUCUAGUGAAGACACCCAGGAUGAGAAGAUUGCACCGUUGAGUGAAUCAGUUACUGAUGCCCUCCAGGUUGAUAGUAGUUCACCAAAUAGCGAACUAGUAUCAGGAUUAAGUUUGCAGCAUGAUAUAGCCAGUUCUCAUCUGAACUAUUCAAUCACAGACUCUUAUACAGAAUAUGAGAGUUUUGAAGAGAACUUCCCAUCACCUGAACUGUUCAGAAAAUCAGAUUAUUUAGAUUGGGAGUGUUCCAAAUUAGAAGAACACAUGCAGUGGAAAAAUUCUACUCUUCUGGAUACCAGUAAAGCAGUAGCAAUAGAGAAGGCACCACAGUUUUCAAAUGUCUCUGCAAUUUUAAGUACCUCUUCAGAAGACUAUCAGAAGUGCCAUAGAAAAACAGUGAUGACAGUAGAAGAUAAAAAUAUUUCUCCAAAAGCAAAGUGUGCUUCAAAUUCAGAAUCAGAUAAUGCAGCUUGUGAGAUUUUGCUUGCUGAGAAAACUUGCCCUUCAACUCCUGAAAAAACAAAGAAAAAAGCAAGUAUUGAUUUGUCUUCAGUGCAAAAAGCAUCUUGUGAAGAACUGUUCCCAAAUGUCAGCAAUUAUGUUAAUUCAAAUGAAAUUGUUCCUAUGUUAAGUUUGCGGGAAAAUUCUUCAAAUGAGUUUCCUGCAAAUACAUCAGAAAUAUGUUGUAUUAUUAGAGCAUCACCAGGAACAAGAAAAGUGAAAAAUAAAGGUGUUAUUGUAAAGAAGAAGAAAUAUUCCUUUCCUAAGGAUAUCCCUCAAGAUAUCAUAAUAAAAAUGGCUUGAAAAAACAGCUGUGGCUGAAUUUUCACUACUUUGAAGAUAGGAAUGUGAAGUCAAAGUCUGUAAAGCAGAAUGUCUGCCUGAAAUUUUAUGAUAUUAAAAAUUCUCUAGUUAUUUGUGAUAUAUCUC
Molecule: messenger RNA, 1339 nt
Organism: Cebus imitator (Panamanian white-faced capuchin)
Lineage: Eukaryota; Metazoa; Chordata; Mammalia; Primates; Cebidae
Gene: MEIKIN
Product: meiotic kinetochore factor
Exons: 12
Coding region: 167-1213 (348 amino acids)
Biological process (GO): homologous chromosome segregation; meiotic sister chromatid cohesion, centromeric; female meiosis chromosome segregation
Cellular component (GO): kinetochore
Source: RefSeq, a predicted model, not a curated record